This is a messenger RNA of Gossypium raimondii (Peruvian cotton), 921 nucleotides long. RefSeq names its product thylakoid lumenal 19 kDa protein, chloroplastic. The coding region runs from base 69 to 773 and encodes 234 amino acids. The record is from RefSeq and is a predicted model, not a curated record. Lineage: Eukaryota; Viridiplantae; Streptophyta; Magnoliopsida; Malvales; Malvaceae. The transcript has a single exon.
CUUGGGACAGAUAAAUUAGGGUAUAAGCUUUAAAGACGAAAAGAGAACCACUCAUCUCUCCAAUUCCCAUGGCAACCCUAUCCUCUUCUCCAUCUCCCUCCAUUCUCUCUUCCUCCACCGCCAAUCCUAAAACCCCUUAUCUGAAACCGCCGCUCCUCUUCUUCCCCAAGCCUCUUACCACCGCUCUAACCACCGCUUUAGCCACCACCACCUUACUCCUAACUUCCCCUCCCUCCUCCAUUGCCUCUGAUGCAUACAACGUCUACUACGGAACCGCCGCCAGUGCCGCCAACUACGGAGGCUACGGUGGAAACUCCGACAAGAAAGCCUCCGCUGAGUACGUCUACGAUGUCCCCGACGGAUGGAAAGAGCGUUUAGUUUCCAAAGUUGAAAAGGGCACCAACGGGACGGACAGCGAAUUCUACAACCCCAAGAAAAGACAAGAGAAAGAGUACUUAACAUUCUUGGCUGGGUUCAGGCAAUUAGCCCCAAAAGACGUGAUUUUGAACAACUUGGCAUUAUCAGACGUCGAGUUGCAGGAUUUGAUUGCCGGGGCCGACAGCUUGGUCUCCGAGGAGAAGAAAGACGAGAAUGGACAGCUUUAUUAUGUGUACGAGAUUGACGGAAUUGGUAAGCAUAGUUUGAUUGCAGUCACUUGCGCAAAGAACAAGCUUUAUGCUCAUUUUGUCAAUGCACCGGCGCCUGAGUGGAAACGCGAUGAGGACACCUUAAGGCACAUUCAUGAAUCCUUCAAGACUGUUGGAUCAUCGUAAUUCACUCUUGUCUUUAGUCUUUUUGAUCCUCUCUCUCUCCCUCUCCUUCUCUGUCUCUUUUUAUAUAUAUGUAUGAGGCAAUGCCAUUUUUAUAUAUAAGCAAAGCCAUUUUACAUCUUUAUAUAUAUAUAUUUUGUUUGUUGCUCUA